Molecule: messenger RNA, 1090 nt
Organism: Penaeus vannamei (Pacific white shrimp)
Lineage: Eukaryota; Metazoa; Arthropoda; Malacostraca; Decapoda; Penaeidae
Source: RefSeq, a predicted model, not a curated record
GAAUAUCACGUAUGGCCAAUGCGGUAGAAAUUAUUAGUCAAUAUCAGAAGUGCAGUGAAAUAGCAUUAGUGGGGGUCUCCAAAUAUACUGUGACUUGGAUUUUGAGUUUUAAUCUAUUUGGGAGGAGAGAUAAACUUGAAGGUUUCCUUCCCUGCAGGCGGAGCAGGAUGUGGCAAGAGAUAGCGCUUCUGCUGCUCCUUGUCGCUCGGACCUGGGCUGGCCAGAUCGUCGGGAACUCAUGGUUCGACUAUUACACCACAAUCCUACGUGUCUACAUGAUCGACCUAACGACGGAUCAACUGACGUUCCACCUGAACUCCCUGCUGGAGAGGUUCCAGUUCCCGCACCCCGAGGACCACAUCCACCGCGCCCUCGUCAUAGCCUUUAGCGCCCUCAUAUUCAUCAUCAACGAGAUGGAGGACACAGCUCGCAUGCUGCUGAACCUUGAGUAUCAACAUUAGCAGCAUUAAGGGGCAGUUAUGUUGACUUUAUGAGUAAACGUAGUCUGCCAUGUACUUCCUGCUUGAUUCAGGUUGACAUUCAAAAAUCCGGCCUUCGGUACUUCACCUUCAAAUUUCCGGCAUUAAAUUUCGAGUGUUGUUACUGUCAGUCAUGAGGUUGAUCAUCCUGACAGCCCAUCUGUUAUUUAGCUUCCUUUCGAAAGUACAGUAGUUGACAAAAUUCAGAUAAUUAUUUUACCAAAUUUUAUAAAUAUGUAGAACUGUUUUAUUCAGUUGAGCUAGAACUCUUUAGAACUGUUACAUUUAAUUGGUGUACAUAAAUUUUUAUUUGUUUUUCAAUUAUUUGAAUUUUCUUUUUUUAAGGACUGCACAUAAUUAUUUUCUGUUAACUAGAUAAAGCGCAUAUGACAAUCAUAAAAUCCGGUAUAUUUGAAAGUCCGGCACUCCUCAGGUCCGCGGGUUGCCGGAUUUUUAAUGUCAACCUGUGUUAUUAUUAUUGUAGUUGAUGCUGUUGCAAUUUAUAAUCAUUCUUAGUAUCAUUGUUGUUAUGAUGUUUGAUUAUUUUUAGUAGUAGUAUUUUGUUGUAAUCAUCAUUAUUAUUAGUUGUUAUCGAUAUUGUUAUUUUAUCA